AUGCCAUCAGAUCUAGAGCAACUCAUCGAGAUGGGCUUUGAUGCGGAAAGGGCUCAGUUAGCAACCUCCAGAACAGGAGGCUUGCAAGGAGCACUCGAAUGGCUUGAGGCCAACCAAGACAAAUCCCUCGACGAGAUCAAAGCUUCCUCCACAACACAGCCGGGCGCAGAUCCAGAUGAGCCACCAGCGUUAAAACCGGGGGAAGAAGCGAGAAGUCUUGUCUGUAACGAGUGUGGGAAGCGAUUCCGCAGCCAGGCCCAAGCUGAAUUUCACGCAUCGAAAACUGAACAUGUUGACUUCGCGGAAUCGACGGAGGAAAUUGCCCCGCUGACGGAGGAGGAGAAGAAGGCUAAACUUGAGGAGUUACGGCAGAAGUUAGCCGCAAAAAAGGCGCAGAGGUCGGAACUGGAUAAAAUUGAUCAGAAGCGGAAUGAGGAAAUACGCAAAAAAUCUACGAAGGAGGUACAAGAUAUCAAAGAAGCGCUCCAAAAGAAAGAACAGCUGAAAGAAGCCGCAAAGAAACGGCGAGAAAAGCAGGAGGAAAUAGAAGCCAAGGCACGGAUACGAGCAAAGAUCGAGGCUGAUAAGGAAGAGAGACGGCUGCGCGCUGAGAGAGAGAAAGCGGAACGCCAGGGUCGUGCCCUUCCCCCUACCGCCACGCCUACUACACCCCUUACUGCAACAACACCCGCGACGUCGAAGCCGGCUUCAGCAUAUACGGAAUCUAGAUUACGCUUGCAGACACCGACCGGCAAUGUUAUGAAAACUUUCCCCGUCGAUACGACGCUGUUCGAGGUGGCGGCGGCACUAACCCAGGAAAACGGGAUGGAGGUUCAGAGCUUUACGCUGAAUUUCCCUCGGAAGGUGUUUGAUGCGGAGUCGUUCGGGGAGACGCUGAAGGAGCUUGGGUUAGUUCCUAGUGCGAGCUUGAUUGUGAAGUAG
Histoplasma capsulatum G186AR is the source of this 942-nucleotide messenger RNA. RefSeq lists its product as uncharacterized. Lineage: Eukaryota; Fungi; Ascomycota; Eurotiomycetes; Onygenales; Ajellomycetaceae. The record is from RefSeq and is a predicted model, not a curated record. The transcript has 3 exons. Bases 1 to 942 code for a protein of 313 amino acids. Gene Ontology annotation, molecular function: protein binding.